Molecule: messenger RNA, 2366 nt
Organism: Spirodela intermedia
Lineage: Eukaryota; Viridiplantae; Streptophyta; Magnoliopsida; Alismatales; Araceae
Source: the annotation of a GenBank genome assembly
AUGUUAUUGAUAACAGUGACGUAUGGUUUGCUCGCGAGAAUUUUCAUUUAGUCACAAUAAGCAGAUUACUUUCGUAUAGGAGUAUGCUGAUUGUCUCGAAUACUAAAUAGUGCCAAGGAUCUCAGUUCAUCUCCUAAACGAAUGCUCAGAGUGCUGGAUUUUUUUUUUAAAUUUGAAGGGGCAUUACUAGGAAAUCUAUUCACCGUCUGUACCUUUUAAACAGUUUUUUUCUUUAUUCAUAUUUCUUUAAUCGUCUGAUUAGCACCUUGGUGGGUUCCAUUCUGUUUUAUUUUUCUUGAAAAAGGCUUCUUCACCUAGACCCCCCCCCCCCUCCCCCCCUUCUUUAGAAUGACAAUUUCUCUUUCUAGCUUGGCCUGGCAUGGUGCUUCAUCAUCUAGCUCGCAGUUUCUCUGUCUACAGUCUCAUCUAUCUACAGUCUCAUCUUGUUUUCCCAUGAAUAAGAGGAGGAAGAAAACUCUCGAAAUCACGAUAAAACAGAAGGAAAUUAGUUUAACGGGAUAGUGUUCUUCAAACUUCAUGAAUUCAGAUCCCGUUCAAUGAAUCGAAAUGAAAGUCAUUUCUAAGGCAUCACUUGAGAUUGUGGUAUAAUUUGUCAUUUUGUUUUCCUGUGAAUAAGAGUAGGAAGAAGGAAAAACUUGAAGUCAUGAUAAAACGGAGGCAAAUUAGUUGAGCAGGAUAAUGUUCUUCAAGCAUCUUGAAUUCGUAUUCUGUUUAAUGCAUCGUAAUGAACAUCAGUUCUAAGGCAUCAUUUAUGUAAUAAAUUCUCCAGCUUGAUAAUAUUCGAGGACCCUCCUUUGUUCACAGGUUGUCAAAGAGUGGCCAGGAUUGCCCAGAGGAGUGAAGUUUGAUCCGUCCGAUCAGGAGCUUCUCUGGCAUUUGCUUGCUAAAGUUGGGAAGGGGGAUCCAAAGCCCCACCCCUUCAUUGAUGAGUUUAUCCCAACCCUCGAAGAAGAUGAUGGGAUCUGCUACACUCAUCCGCAGAAGCUACCAGGUCAUUACACGGACGAAUAACCCACCAUUUCCCCUCCCUUUUAUCUUCUUUCUCCUGUACUCUGUAUGAAACAGUGAGGUGCCCCUUUCAGGAGUGAAGAAAGACGGAAGUGUCUCCCACUUCUUCCACAGGACAUUCAAGGCAUAUAACACCGGGACUAGGAAGCGUCGGAAGAUCCAGGGUGACGACCUUGGGGACGUCCGCUGGCAUAAGACCGGCAAAACAAAGCCCGUCAUGGUGGAUGGAGCCCACCUGGGAUGUAAGAAGAUCAUGGUCUUGUACAUGAGUCCAGUGAAGGGUGAAAAGCCCGAGAAGACAGGCUGGGUCAUGCACCAGUAUCACCUUGGGAUUGACGAGGACGAGAAGGACGGAGAGCUUGUCGUCUCAAAGCUAUUCUAUCAGCAGCAGUCCAAGCCAAAUGAGAGGAAUGAAGCAGGGCUGCCCGCUGACCUGUUAGAAGGACCCAGAAAGGAUGCUGAACCUAUCCCCUGCCCCAAGUCUGCGACCCCCGAUCCCCCUGCUGAGAAGCGAUGUCGUGAUCCCGGUUCUAUGCAUUCACCAGCCCAAGUAACUCCCCUUUUCUGCUGACUUCAGCUUCUUGCUCACUCUUAUAAUUAUUUUGCUGCAUAAAUGUGAAAACUAUAUCGAACACUAGCCUCCCACCUAACCCAGGAAGGCUGGGUCAUGACCCAUCUGCCCUCUGUAUUGUCAUUUUAGAUUCCUGCUUAAUUGAAUUCUGGGUUCUUCAAUGCAGGUGACAGCAAAUGAUGAGGUGACGUUGACUGUUAAAGAUUGUGUCCAGCCUGACUGUGAAGAGAUUGAUGAUCAUGGUAGCCUAGCCAUGGUUGAAGAGAAGAAUGGGACUGAGAAGGGAGACAUGGAAAAAGCAGAUCGAUCUGAUGGUGGGAAGAUCAAUCAUCAAGAGGAUGAUGCCACUGUGGAGGAUCCAAAAUGGUGGGAUGGCGAGUCUCAGUUUCUCUUGGACUCUCAGCAGCUGGCUGAAGGCAUGGCGUUGUGCGAGGAGUUCCUUCAGAGUCAGUCUUCAUGUGAAGAUGGCGUAGCAAAAUCGAGCAAGCCCUGCCUAGCCGACUACGCCAAGAUAGGUGUCGAGAAUCUUAAGAAGGAUCUUGAGGAGUGCCAGAAGAUCAGUGGUUUGGAUCUUGCCAACGUUGACCUCGACACACCUCCUGACGUGAGAUUGAGUCAACUUGUAAGCUCUGAUAGCUUUCCGCCGGUUCUAACAAUCUGCUCUUGCUGAUCUCUGGAUGAACAAAAUUUCUUUUGUCGGUAUUUGCAGGAGUUCGGAUCUCAGGACAGCUUCCUUGCUUGGGGGGACCCCAAAGUUGCUGACUAA